AUGAACAUCGACCUUCCCCUCCGCCCCGCCAACGGGCGCGGCGACAGCAACAACAGCAUCAUCAACAGCAACAGCGCGACCAGUAGCGGGAUCGGCAGCGUCGGCGACCGCGCGCGCCCCUUCUUCGCAUCAUCAUCCCCCUCUACUACUGCUGCCGCGGGGGCGAAUAUCGGGGGUGGCAACGGGGCACCACAGUACCGGAUGCCGGUGCGGACAUCAGCGCAGUCGGAGGCGGAGGCGAUUGCGGGGCCGGUGAGGGAGGUGGCGCCGAUGAAUGAUCGGUUGAUUGUGGGGGUUGAUUUUGGGACUACGUAUUCGGGUGUCGCGACGGUAUAUACAUCCACGCCCGACGACGUAGAGAUCAUCAAGACCUGGCCCGGCGGAAACGGCAUCACCUCUGACAAAGUGCCCACCGAGAUCUCCUACGUCGCCCUCCGCUCCGCAACAGAAAGCGGCGAAGACACGAUCAAGCCGCGAUGGGGCUUCAUGUUCAAGCCCGAAGAGCCGCGACUACGCUGCAUGAAGCUAUUCCUCGACCGGAGCCAGAAGCUCCCCUUCUACGUGUCGCCGAAGGAGACAGCGACGCAGCUCAAGAAGCACAAUAAGACUGUCGUUGAUGCGGUUAGCGAUUACCUGACUGAGAUCUACAAACACACUAUGGACACGCUUGCGCGGCGGUACGGGGACGCGUUUAUGAGCACCACGAAGGUGGAGUUCGUGCUGACGUGCCCCGCGGUGUGGUCUGACGCAGCUAAGAACACGACGCUGCUCGCGGCUGAGAAGGCGGGGAUGGGAUCGAAGGAGGAGAUUCAGAUGAUUUCCGAGCCGGAGGCGGCCGCGGUGUAUGCGCUCAAGACGAUCCAGCCGAAUCAUUUGUCGGUGGGGGAUAACUUUGUUGUGUGCGAUGCGGGUGGUGGGACGGUGGAUUUGAUUGCGUAUAAAAUCAUGUCUUUGAAGCCACUGCGGGUGGAGGAGUCGGCGGUUGGCACGGGCGGGCUGUGCGGGAGUGCGUUCCUGAAUUAUCGGUUUGAGGAGCAUGUGCGUGAGCGUGUGGGCGCGGCGGCGUUUGACGAGAUGAAGGCGAAGAAGCAGAAGACGUGGCAGAUGGGACUGAAAUACUUUGAGGAGUUCGUCAAGCGCAACUUCAACGAGGAGGAGCAUGGGGAGGUUAAUAUCCCCUUCCCGGGAUUGCCGGAUGACGAGGAGGCGGGGAUUGACUGCGGGUUCCUCGUCAUGACGGCGGCGCAGGUGAAGGAUAUCUUCGAACCGGUCGUGAAGGAGGUGUGUGAUCUCGUGCAGGGACAGGUUUCAGGGAUCCGCGCGAAGGGCGGGAUCGUGUCGGGGAUCGUUUUAGUGGGAGGGUUCGGACAGAGCGAUUACUUAUACAAGCGCUUGAAGGCGAACUUCAACACCACGGCGCCGCCGCCAUAUAGUGAGAGGCCAACGCACGCGCAGGCAAACGAUAUGGUGAAUAAUGGGUCGGUUGAGGUGAUGCAGCCGGUGUAUGCGUGGACGGCGGUGGUGAGGGGGGCGGUGCUCAGGGGGCUCGAGGGGAGCAUGGUCGUGUCGAGGAAAAGUAGGUAUCAUUAUGGGACGAGCUAUGCGACGGUAUAUGAUGAGGAUAAACAUGCUGUUGGGGAGAGGUAUUGGAGUCCGUUGUGGGAGCGGUGGAUGGUUAGUGAUCGGAUGCAGUGGCAUAUUUCCAAGGGCGAGGAUCUCUCUCCAAUAACACCCAUCUCCUUCCACUACACGCGCAACUUCCGUCCCGGGCAAUCCCUCAUAGUCUCCGAUGAUCUGAUCGCAUGUGACGAGACAACCCCGCCAGGUGCCUACUCCCGCGAUCUGAUCAACGUGUGCACCCUGACGACGGAUCUGGGAGCUGUGCCCAAGAGCUUGUUCACGCGGUUAACGACGACGAGGGGGGUCGAGUUCGACAACCUCGAUUUCACGCUCGAGAUGGUGGUGGGGAGUGCGGGGUUGGGGUUCAUGUUAGAGGUUGAUGGGGUGAGAUAUGGGAGUGUUGUUGCGGAAUUUCACUAA
Messenger RNA from Pseudogymnoascus destructans, 2040 nucleotides. RefSeq lists its product as uncharacterized. Lineage: Eukaryota; Fungi; Ascomycota; Leotiomycetes; Thelebolales; Thelebolaceae. The transcript has 3 exons. Gene Ontology annotation, molecular function: ATP-dependent protein folding chaperone; ATP binding. The coding region runs from base 1 to 2040 and encodes 679 amino acids. The record is from RefSeq and is a predicted model, not a curated record.